GUUCUUUCAAGCAACACUGGGACCUCCUGAGCACUAGAACAACAUUUUUGGCCUAGCUUUCGCACCAGAGCAACUGUCAACUCUUUUGAACUGCCUGCCUGGUCUUCUAUCCGAUUUGAACAAAACGACCAGACCUCUCACUUUUCACUGUGAAGACUGUAGCGACGAUUUCAGAUCAGACGACAAAGAUGGCUCAACAACCAGCAGCUGCGAAGAAGCAGCAAGACCUUCAGCUUCAGUACACCACUUACAAGAACACUCUGCAACAAAUUGCCCAGAAGAUUGGCGAUGUUGAGCAGGAGGCCGAAGAGCAUAAACUCGUCCUCGAAACCUUGGACCCUCUCCCGGCAGACCGCAAGUGCUUCCGCAUGAUCAAUGGCGUCCUGGUCGAGAGGACGGUGGAGGACGUGAUCCCCGCUUUGAAGACCAACGCCGAGGGUUUGAAGAAGGUUCUGAACGACUUGGUCAAGCAGUACCAGAACAAGCAGGAGGAGCUGGAUAAGUGGAAGAAGAAGAACAAUGUCCAGGUUGUUCAGUCAUGAGGAGAUAGACGGUAUGAUAUGCUGGAGGAAGAUAGAGAGAGAUUUCAUCAGGUAUAGUGUACGGAUACAAUACCCCCCAACCACCAUUACGGAUUUGUCAGUGUGAGGAGGAGCCCGAAUGAAGCAAGUGAAAAAUAAAGGUUCAAGUGGAUAGACGAUGCCAUGUCACCAAGGGUGGUCGGUUGUUGACGUGUUCAAGGGCAAGGAAGGUUCGGCAUGUGAAGGCGAUAAUGAUCGAGAACGAGCUACAGGGCGAUGACGUCGCGUUAGGGUGCUUUCUGUUUUCAGCAACACGAAAUCGAUAGUGCUUAGAGUCAUAUCAUGGAUGCCGAUGUUGAUAGUUGUCAAGGGGCGGCCGACAUCAGCAGCAGAACCGAAAGGAUGCGGAAAAGUUCUCCAGAAAUGGAAUAACCAAGAGCUGUUAGGCCAUCAUCCUACUUCAAUAUUUACACGCAAGGCAUAAACAAUCAGUUGACAGUUGUCACGGCAUACUUGUGCUUUUGGGGGUGCUUAAGAAUGCUGGAUAUGAUGGUUGUGGUGGUCGUGGUGGUGGUGUGGUUGAUGAGUUGUCCCAUGUCCAUCCUGGCAUGGCAUUCCCAAGGAGGCUCACUGCAGCCUAGCGACAAAGGGGCGCGUCUCAGUGCCCAACCGGGAGGCCGGAAACCUUCCUCGUCCCAAGCCCAGCCAGCGCAUGCGGUUGGUUGGUUGGGCUUCGAUUGGACUGGAACCCGCGAGUGAGCAAAGCAAAGCAACGCAAAGCAAGCCAAAAGACUGGUGAUGAGCUACUGCGUGUGCGAGAUUGUCUGAGAUGACGGGCGGACGGACAAAUGCAAAGAACGGUUAUGACGGACUUGCCGUCGGCGGGCGGAACGCCGGCGUCAUUUUCUCCGCUUUAAAUGGCUUGAAUGUAAGUAAGCCGCCGUUUAGCUUGAAUGCUUGUGAUAUGUUACGGUCCUGUCGUACAGCAGCACAUCAUGAAACGCGGGUUUUUGUUGGCCAGCCCCAACCAUUUUUUGUCUGAACUUUGCGAUUGAGGAGACCCGUGACAGUGAUAGCGUGUUGAGCCAACAGGGGAUUUCUGCGACAAUUUCCGGAAUAUCUCCCAAUGAGAUUGUCGAAAUCCCAGGUAAAAUCGAUUAUUGGCGAAGAACUGGCUUUGUGACAACCACUGAGCGUGGUCUUUGAGGUUGUCCCAGACUCGUGUUUGGAGAACAGUGAAAAUGGCUGUGAAUGGUUACCCGCAUCGUGGGAAACGAAAGAAGGGGCGGGCAUAUCAUGACAGGAAGAUGGUGAUAACGAAGAGCCCAGCCAGUCAUCACACACUCCUCUCCUUUGGGAUCUCCUUUGGACCCCCAAACAAUAGAUCCCCAGCCCCUUUCGGCCUAAAAAGCCGUUGUUGGAUUUCAGGGCACCGAUUGGGCUUCUGGGUUUCCUUCAGCCUCCUCGUGCCUGUUGC
Molecule: messenger RNA, 1998 nt
Organism: Neurospora crassa OR74A
Lineage: Eukaryota; Fungi; Ascomycota; Sordariomycetes; Sordariales; Sordariaceae
Product: prefoldin subunit 2
Exons: 4
Coding region: 189-542 (117 amino acids)
Biological process (GO): protein folding
Cellular component (GO): prefoldin complex; cytoplasm
Molecular function (GO): protein folding chaperone
Source: RefSeq, a predicted model, not a curated record